This is a messenger RNA of Meleagris gallopavo (turkey), 1661 nucleotides long. NCBI's taxonomy places the organism in Eukaryota, Metazoa, Chordata, Aves, Galliformes, Phasianidae. The record is from RefSeq and is a predicted model, not a curated record.
AAAAAUCAAUUUAUUCCCAUUUGAGUACACUCGCAGAUUUUGCAAUAGAGAUGUUUGAUGUUCUUGAUGAAAUCAACUAUCAGUCUUACAACGAUUUUGUCCUAAGAGUUGGUAUUAAUGUUGGGCCUGUAGUAGCCGGAGUCAUCGGAGCCAGAAGACCACAGUACGAUAUCUGGGGAAACACUGUAAAUGUUGCCAGCCGGAUGGAUAGUACUGGGGUGCAAGGGAAAAUCCAGGUGACAGAAGAAGUUCAGCGAAUAUUAAAGAGGUGCAGUUAUGAAUUUGUGUGCAGGGGUAAAGUCAGUGUAAAGGGAAAAGGUGAAAUGUUGACCUAUUUACUGGAAGGAAAGGCCAAUGGAAAUAAUUCACAAACACAGUCUUUAAACUUAGAGCGGAAAAUGUAUCCUUAUGGGAGAGCAAAUGUUCAAACAAAAUUGGGCACCAGCUGUCCAUCAGUGUCCUCAGUUGCUAGCUUAACUCCAAAAGCUGGCCUUGGAGCAGAUCAAGCAUCUACCACUCACACAAAUCAAACACUGCAUUAUCUUCCUUCUGUGCCAGCUGUGAAGGAGGCAUAGAGCAAAGGAAAUUUGGUUGUGCCAUUUGCUAUGAACAUGGAGAGCAAUUGUUGCCUGAAUUUUUACCAAAAGAUCAGAGGUCAUAGGCCAUGGCAUUAACCAAGGACAACUACAACCCAACCAAAGAGAGCUUGGGAGCUGUGUAAUGAACUCUUGGGAUGGAACAUAUAAGGGCUAGAAAUUCUGUUUGAAGAGUCAAAAACUGAUUUUCUGGAAAUAAGGAGUAUUUUCUUGGCAUUUUUAAUGGAUAAAUGAAAAAAAAAAGAUAAACAUGCAAACAUUUAUUUGUGUGUGUGCAUAUCUUUUAAUCUGUAUAUGCACAUAUACAAACACUCCUAUGUAGACCUAGUAUAUAUAUAAAAAAAUAAAAAUAUGUAUUUAUUUACACAUCCACUUGCAAUGACAUAUCAAAGAGAUUUCUCUUUUUGUCAUAGCCAGCAUUGUUUGAUCUGGGUUUAGAAAAGCUGCAUGUAGAAUAUGUGGCAAAUGAAGGUUCUUUUGGGCUACAGCAAGGGUUAGAUAAAAUGUUCCCAGUGCAUGAGUGAAUAAAACAUUUUUCAUUGCACUGUCAAUGGCCAAGUAAUGAAGGCUGGAUUCAGCAAAUUGCUAAAUACUAUGCAUUUUUAAAUUUCUACUUGCAUGCUCCAAAAACAUGCGUUGGGAUAUAAAGCAGAUGAAGAACAGAGCUUAAAUUUUGGCAGAAUAGCAAUAUGAUGGGCUUUAUUCAGUGUUUGUUUCUUUUGUUUGUUUGUUUGUUUUUGAAAGAAAAAAAACACAAAGAUUGAUAGAGUUUUUUAAAUGGCUGAUUCUUUAGAAGCCAUUUGAUUCUUUGCAAGGAGCCACCCUGUAAACACAGCAAAAUGCUUAUGCAAUAUAGAAACAUCCUUUAUAUACAAUAUCAAAGAGCAGAAAGAUGAUAUUAUUUCAGCCUUUUACAGAUAACAUAAGUCCAACAGCUCAGAUCCAGGACUUAGCUAUACCUUUUAAAGCAUCUUAAAGAAUUUUCCCACAGACAAACAUGCUAUUGUUAGCUUUGUGCCAGCUUUGUAUGUUAGUCAACAUAAUUUUAUGUCUUAAUUAAUUUUU